AUAUUUUUAGUAUUAUUUUUAUUUAUUCUGUUUUUAAAGAAAAAAAAUUUACCCUCUCGCAACCGCCCGCAACCGCAAACGCUAGCAGGAACCAGCUUUUGAUUUUAAGAGGUUCGGAGCGGUUUGAAGCGAUUUAUAGCGUUUUAUUGUGAUUGUUUCGAAACGCCAACAACCGCUAUAAACCGCAAAAGCUGCGUUUGCGGGUGGUAGCGGGAAAACCAGUCAACACCUAUGUUUGUUUCUUUACAAAACCGUUUAUUAAGAUAUAAAGUUACAUGUAGAGAGGGAAAAAGGUAUUAAGUUAGUUAUAUUUAGUGAAAGAAAACUAUGGAAAUUUUGGGUAGUGUAUUUUUCUCCUGUAAUAUCUAUAAUGAAAAGUUCAUUUCUCACUCAUAUAUUUGUGGAUAACUCGUGAAUAUAACUUUAGGUUUGUAAAGUUUGGGCAAAUAAUUUUAAGAAAAAAUAAUAAAGGCCCUAAGGGUUUUUCCUCACCUAAGCACGGCUCUGGUUGAGCACUUAGCGACACCAUAUGACUCGAGUCGAGGAUCCGUCAACUCUAUAAUUUUGGGCUUUGCUUACUUUCAAAGAAGCAUGAGCCUUGAGGCCCGAUGAGGGGGGUUCGUUGUAGACUUUUCUUUUCGGCUUAAAGUUCGUUGUAGACUUGUAGGCCCAUACAAUUGUAUAACUUGUAAAUUGUAAUGCACCACGUAUCUUUCGCUUUUAACACGUGAGGGGCACUCUAGGCACUAAUUUUGCCACGCACUUACUAGGUAUAGGAAGAUAAGAUUAUUUAGUUAUAACAACUGAAUGAUUUUAAUAUACAAAAUCGAGAGUUUGGCAAUGAUGUAGUAAAAAAAAUAGUGAAGAACUAUAAAAGAAACAUAAACCUUAUCCGAUCCGUUGUCUCGAACUACGCUCGUGUAGGAGUUGGCGUAAAGCUAAAAGCUGGGUUCCACGGAACUAGGGAGUUGGUGUAAUUACACGUUUCUGUAGUAAGCAGACACUCAUGUGAAGAAGCUACGGAAACUUGAGUGAUUCGCCUCUCUCAAAACACUAACGCUAUGAUUGCAAGCAUUUGUAAAGGUGGUUUGUGACUUUGGAGGUGGUUAAUUAGACUUAAACACGUUUGUUCAUUACAUAAAUAAGCAAAAUUUAUCCCUAACGUUUAAUUCAAAAAAAAAAAAAAUUUAUCCCUGACUACUAUAAUGAUAUCGACAUAUAAUUUACUCUUACGUGGAGAGAGACACCUUAGGAUAACCUAAUUUGAGUGCAGAGACUGUUUAUAUCCGAGUCUCUGACUACGAGAGUGUAUUGCUGCAUGCAACGCAGCUGCGUACAAAGCAUCUGCGCAAAAACCAUUAUACAACCUUUUUCACAGUCCACUGGUGCCCAUUGACUCGUUGUACAUAUGCUUUUUUGUCUCCAAGUACUUAUAUUUCUUUCUUCAUGUAUGGGGACUGUUUUUUUUUUUUGAACUUAGCUUGUAUGGGGACUGUUUUAGAUGUAAUAUAUUUUUGUGAAAUUAAUUAGCUAUAAAUACCUCGUCAAACCUUCCGAUUUACAUGUAUCUUUUGUCCCCUUCAAACGCAAUAAAAAUGAAAUAAUUAAUAUGACAAUUUAUUCGUAAAGUUUUUCUUCCCAUAGAAACCCAUUUCUCUAUCUUAACCCCUUUUAAAACUCACGUUUCCCAUCACUCCACUUUCUCCUCUCCUCUCUCCCUCUAAAAGAGCUCCGGCUAGACCUUCACCGUAACAACCCCACCGGCAAAAAAACCUUUGAGUUUCAUGGAAGAAGAACCUCAUGAAUUCUUACACACUGACCAUUUCGCCGUGGAUGAUCUAUUGGUCGAUUUCUCUAACGAUGAUGACGAGGAAAACGAUGUCAUUGCUGAUUCCGACGGGGCUAACACAACCACCGCCGUAGCCGACAGCUCUAGCUCCUCCUCCUUCUCAACCGCGGGUCUUCACAGUUUCCACGGUGACGUUCAAGACGGCACCAGCUUCUCCGGCGGCCUUUGCGUACCGAGUGAUGAGUUAGCUGAACUGGAGUGGUUGUCGAACUUCGUGGAGGACUCGUUCUCGACCGAACAUGUUCAAAAGCUCAACCUAAUAUCCGGUAACAGGACCCGACCCGACUCAAAAUCCGACAGCAGUCCGGUUUUCACCACUGACGUCUCUGUGCCGGCCAAAGCCAGGAGCAAACGCUCACGCGCCGCAGCAUGCCACUGGGCCUCACGUGCGCUUCCCGAGGAAGCCUUUUACGACAACCCGUUCACAGGACAAACCACUAUCUCCAGCCUCUACCUGUCUCCGCCGUCCUCGCCGACGCCGACGGCUCAACUCUGGAAAAAGCUAGCCGUGGACGCGUCCUGUCGGAAGAAAGACUCCUCGCCGGAGUCCGGCGGAGUUGAGCGACGGUGUGUCCACUGUGCCACCGACAGGACGCCCCAGUGGCGGACGGGUCCAAUGGGUCCGAAGACCCUGUGCAACGCCUGCGGCGUGAGGUACAAAUCGGGACGUCUGGUGCAGGAGUACCGGCCGGUGGCGAGUCCGACGUUCGUGCUGACAAAACAUUCCAAUUCUCAUCAGAGAGUUAUGGAGCUCCGGCGUCAGAACAUGACCAAGUCCCGCCAUGAGUUCAUACAUCACCGUUACGGUAAGGACACUGCCAUGAUUCUCGACGUCUCAUCGGACGGUGAUGAUUACUUGAUCCAGUGAUCCACCAUAACGGUGUCUGAAUGAUUCAAUCAAAUUUUGCUUUGUCUUAAUUAAGUUUUGGAAAUUGUUAGAAUAUUUUGUUGCUUUCUUUAUGACAUGAAUUGAAUUUUAUAGUUAAACAUACUUAUACUGUCAUUAAUUUAGUUUAUUUCGAUCUC
Raphanus sativus (radish) is the source of this 2875-nucleotide messenger RNA. RefSeq names its product GATA transcription factor 12-like. The coding region runs from base 1785 to 2717 and encodes 310 amino acids. Gene Ontology annotation, biological process: positive regulation of DNA-templated transcription. Lineage: Eukaryota; Viridiplantae; Streptophyta; Magnoliopsida; Brassicales; Brassicaceae. The record is from RefSeq and is a predicted model, not a curated record. Gene Ontology annotation, molecular function: zinc ion binding; sequence-specific DNA binding. Gene Ontology annotation, cellular component: nucleus. The transcript is spliced from 2 exons.